This is a messenger RNA of Perca fluviatilis (European perch), 2925 nucleotides long. RefSeq names its product transporter associated with antigen processing, subunit type t, teleost specific (gene tap2t). Gene Ontology annotation, cellular component: membrane. Gene Ontology annotation, biological process: transmembrane transport. Gene Ontology annotation, molecular function: ATP hydrolysis activity; ABC-type oligopeptide transporter activity; ATP binding. The transcript is spliced from 12 exons. NCBI's taxonomy places the organism in Eukaryota, Metazoa, Chordata, Actinopteri, Perciformes, Percidae. Bases 300 to 2438 code for a protein of 712 amino acids. The record is from RefSeq and is a predicted model, not a curated record.
UGCAAACUUGCAUGACUGCUGAUAGCCGUAGAGUCUGUUUAUGAGAGUAAAAUUGGAAGCUCAAGUUUAGAAAGUGUCAAAUGUACGACAAAAACAGAAAAGAAGUUCAUGAGUGCCGUGUUUGCAUGUCAUGUGUUAUCUCUUUGUUGGGGUUGCUACAGUUGAACCAUGCGUCACCCAACAGAAAGUAAAAGUGAAAGUGAACCAGCUCACUGAAACAGUAAGCUAACUGUCGACUGUGAGGGGAAAUACACGGAUCCGCUUAAACUUCCUGCAGUCUCAUUGUCCAGCAAAGGAAAAUGAAUCAAGUGUCAGCAUGUGGAUUAUUCAUUAUUCUGUUCGACGCUGUGCUUUGUUUGGCACUGUGGGCCGGACUGGUGCUGCUGAAGUGCUCCAGUUGUGGUGGACUGGCAGGUGUGUGGGCCUUUGGGGCAGCAAAGUGGGUCAUUCUCCAUGUUUUCACAUCUGUACUGACGGAUGGGAAGCCCCAGGCUGUGCUCCGCAGGUUCGUGGCACUCCUCUGCCUUCUCUCUCCUGUGUUUGAAAGCGGACGGAUCUUUAUGGCGCCUCCCUCAGAGGGGUACACAGGACCAUCUCCUAACCUCAGCAUGCUGCUCCUGGGCCUCAUGUCCUCGUCGCUGGCCUGUGUGUUUUGGGAAAACCUCUGUGGUGAUUCAACGAAGAAAAAGGACAACACUAAGCAGGAUGCCUGGCCGCUGCUUGUGAGGAUGCUGAAAUACUUCAAACCAGACACCCUUUACCUUAUUGCAGCUUUCGGUUUCCUCAUCUUAGGUGUCAUCUGUGAUACAUACAUCCCAUUGUAUCAGGGGUACGUCAUUGAUAUGCUCAGAGGUGAACUACUUCAAACCAGCUUCUGUUAUGCAGUUGGACAGCUGGCACUUGUCUCUCUUGGAAGCGCUCUGUUCUCCAGCUUUAGAGGAGGCAUAUUUAUGUACACCCUGACCAGACUGAACAAGAGACUGAAACAUCUGCUGUUUCACACCCUCCUGCAGCAGGAAGUGCACUUCUUUGAGGAGAACAAACCUGGACGUCUUUCCUCCCGCCUGCACUCGGAUGUGGACAGGAUGGGCCGUACAGUUGCAAUGAACGCCAACGUGCUGGUCCGCAGCACAGUCAAAACCUGCCUCAUGCUCACAGUGAUGCUACGCCUGUCCUGGGAGCUCACUGUGCUCACCUGCAUAGAGAUGCCACUCUUGGCCAUCCUGCAGAACAAAUACAGCACCUUGUCCAAGGAGCUGAAAGAUCAGAUGCAGGACUGCCAAGCUCAGAACAAAGACCUGGCCACCCAGACCUUAAGCGGGAUUCACACGGUCCGAAGCUUUAAGGGAGAGAAAGAUGAACUGAGAAGGUUUAAGGAGUCUCUGGACCGCAUGUGCGCUGUGCAGAGACGUUCAAGUAUCUACAGCGCAGUCUUCUGCUUAAUACGCAGGCUGGUGACUGUGGGGAUAAAGAUACUGAUGCUGGUCCAGGCCCGCGGGCUCAUCUCGUCGGGUCACCUCAGCAUCGGUAGUCUCGUCUCUUUCUUCUUGUACCAGAAGCCCAUGUCAAACAAUUUAAAGGAGCUUAUGUAUUGCUGCGGAGAUACGAUGUCCACAGUCGGAGUCAUCUCCAAAGUGUUCAGUUAUCUUGACAGAACACCAAAGUGUAAGAAGGCGGGAGAGUUAGCUCCUGAGAAGCUGGAGGGAAGAAUUGUUUUCCAAAAUGUCACCUUCACGUAUCCCUCCUCUUCUGAAGAUAAACCAGCUCUGAAGUCGGUUUCUAUAGAACUUCGGCCAGGACAGAUGACCGCCCUGGUGGGUCCCUCUGGCAGUGGGAAGACUUCCUGCGUCAGCCUCCUGAAGAGGCUGUAUGAACCUCAGGAGGGACAGAUCCUGCUGGACGGAGAACCGCUGCACCAUUACGAACCCAAAUACCUUCAUCAAAAGAUGGCCCUGGUAUCCCAGAAUCCCGUGCUGUUUUCUGGUUCGCUGAAAUACAACAUUGCGUACGGCCUGAAGGACUGCCCCAUUGAGAAGGUGAAGGAAGCUGCAAAGAAAGCCAACGCAGAUGACUUCAUCUCUAAACUGGAGAAGGAAUAUGAAACAGAUAUCGGUGAAUGUGGUGGCAAACUUUCAGACGGACAGAGGCAGUGCAUCGCCGUCGUCAGAGCUCUGGUUCGAGAGCCGCAGGUCAUCAUACUGGAUGAGGCAACCAGCAAACUGGAUGUUGAAGUGCACCACGCUGUGCUGCAGGAGGUUCUGGCUCGUGGGCGGACCGUCCUGUUGGUGACUCAUCAGCUGAAGACUGCGGAGAAGGCGGAUCACAUCAUCUUCAUGGAGAAGGGAGCAGUCGCGGAGGAGGGGACGCACCAAGAGCUCAUGGCCAAGAGAGAACGCUACUAUCGUCUGAAAGAGGAACUGUUCUCUAAACUCAUCUGAGAAGAGUUUCUACAUGAAUGUUAGAUGCAACAAGUGAUUUGAAAUAUUCAGCCCAACCUGGUAAUCCGCCUGUUUUUCAUCUAGAAAAGAUUUGUCAGUCGAAUCAUCUGCGGUAGGAAGGAUGUGGUGUGUUCUGCAUGUUUUGAUGUCGUCACACACAGACAUAGGUGACUUUAGAAAGAACUGAAACUCUAACGCUCUAGUGAUCUGAGACAUUAUCAGUAUUGUUUUAUAAGGCAGUUUUGUAUUUUGUAGUAUUUCAAGGUGUGCUAGUUAAACUCUAGCUGAAAAGCAAACACUGUGACCACGAGUGAUAAUUAUCGCAUAAUACUAAAUCAUAGUAGAACAAUCAGUAAUAUCCGCUACACAGCAAUGUAUCUCUAAAUGUUGCUACAGCUAGCUACUUCUCAUACCAAACCAUGUAAGACUGAAGCAUAACGCAGAACCAUCGAGUGUAUCUAAUUAAACCAGGCUUUGCUUUUCUUCA